This is a messenger RNA of Nematocida homosporus, 1755 nucleotides long. Its product is annotated as serine/threonine-protein kinase TTK/MPS1. The transcript has a single exon. NCBI's taxonomy places the organism in Eukaryota, Fungi, Microsporidia. Gene Ontology annotation, biological process: meiotic spindle assembly checkpoint signaling; protein localization to kinetochore; chromosome segregation. The coding region runs from base 1 to 1755 and encodes 584 amino acids. Gene Ontology annotation, cellular component: nucleus; kinetochore; spindle. The record is from RefSeq and is a predicted model, not a curated record. Gene Ontology annotation, molecular function: ATP binding; protein serine/threonine kinase activity; protein serine/threonine/tyrosine kinase activity.
AUGGAGCGACUCUUCCGUAUUGAAGACAUUCUUGCCUAUAUUCAGUCGCAGAAACAGAACAAUGUAAGUCUAACUCGUCUACUUUCAAUUUACUAUGAAGCUACCCAAAAGAACUUAGAUACUAACGAGCAAACUCUAGAGUUAUGGCAAGGAUAUAUCGGACUUUUAGAGAAGAAUGGAUAUGCACAUACUGAAAUCAGAGAAGUGUACAAGAUGUUGAAAAGUAAGUAUUGGCGAUUUCUUUCUUUCUGGAGUGGUUGGUUGGACUAUGAAUCAAGAUUGCCUUAUAGUUGCAGUAAACGGGCUAAAGUAGUUGAAGCAGCUGCUGAUAUGUUGCAGUAUAAAGAGUGUCCUGAGAAGAGUGCUAUUCUAAGUUGGGCCCGGGAAAGACAAGUAGGUAGUGCGGAUAGUAGUGAUACACGGUUACUCUACCCGGAAACACCACGAAGUGUUGGGUAUACGAUUGAACCGAGUGAGUUCUUAGGGAAUGAGCCUUUAGGGAUGGGAGGUCUAGGGAGUUGUGGUCGGUCUUUACUGGACCAGGAGAAUGUUGGUGGAAAUUAUCCGACUCAAAAUGCUAUGUCCGAUACAGUGACUAUGUGUGGCUCUGUUUUUGAUAGUCCUUUAGGUGCAGUUAAUCGGGGUAAACCCGGGAGUAGAGUUGAUUUAGAUAUGGAGAUAGGUGGGGAUUUAGGAGGGGAGACGAAUGAAGGGCGUUUAGGUGGGGAGAAAGGUCCAGGAUCUCCUAAUCAUAAGAAGAUUACUUUGAAUGGUCGGAAACUUAAGAUUUUAAGGACUAUAGGUAAGGGUGGAAGUGGUAAGGUUUAUCAAGUUCUUUCUGAUAAGAAUGAAGUCUUUGCUUUGAAAAAGAUCAAGAUACCGGCUGGCCGGGAGAGUGAAGAGAUUCAUAGUAGUUAUGUUAAUGAGAUUGAGCUUUUGAAACGACUUAAAAAACGGCAUGAGAUUGUUACACUUAAAGAUAGUUAUGUAAAUCAUGAUCGGAUAGCUAUUCUAAUGGAACAUGGAGAUAUUGAUCUAAGUAGGUUUUUAGAGAUAGAAAGAACACGAGUACCGGGUGGGUAUCGGUGUAGCCAAGAGAACUAUACGAUGAUUACUCUUUGGGAACAGAUGUUACGGGCAGUUAAAUGUAUUCAUGACCACCGGAUUGUUCAUCGCGAUCUUAAGCCGGCUAACUUUUUGUUUGUUAAUGGCCGUCUUAAACUCAUUGAUUUUGGUAUCUCAAAAGUAAUCAAAAAUGAUACGACUAAUAUCAUUCGUGAAAAACAGAUAGGUACAAUUAACUAUAUGUCUCCUGAAGCCAUUAUAGAAGGUAAAACUAAAAUGGGACGUAGUAGUGAUAUUUGGUCCUUAGGAUGUAUUCUUUAUGAGAUGUACUUUGGCGAGUCGCCUUUUAUGCGCUUCAAGAACUUAGUGCAACGUAUGCAGAAACUACUUGAUGAUAAGUAUGCGGUUGAGUAUCCACUAGAAGAACCGAAUGACAAUCGGUAUCCAGAAGCAGUGGCCGAGAUGCAGAAGUGUUUAGUUCGUGAGCCUAGUAAACGGGCUAAGAUAGAUGAUUUGUUAGAAACCGGAUUGACUAGUCGGCCGCGUCCCCAGAAGGACACGCAUACGUUCAACAAGGAAGAGCUUAAGGCCUUCAUUUCCAAAAUCAUGGAUAUGAAGUACACUGCACCUACUGAGGAAGCCAAAACAAGAAUUGUAGAAAAGAUCUCUAGUCUGUACCUUAACAACUAA